This is a messenger RNA of Manihot esculenta (cassava), 1712 nucleotides long. RefSeq names its product protein YIPF1 homolog. Gene Ontology annotation, cellular component: Golgi apparatus; membrane. Gene Ontology annotation, biological process: vesicle-mediated transport. The record is from RefSeq and is a predicted model, not a curated record. The transcript is spliced from 7 exons. Gene Ontology annotation, molecular function: small GTPase binding. Lineage: Eukaryota; Viridiplantae; Streptophyta; Magnoliopsida; Malpighiales; Euphorbiaceae. Bases 580 to 1308 code for a protein of 242 amino acids.
UUAUUAUGCUUGACGCAGACUUCUCGCUUCCAUGUAAGACAAAUCAUAAAAAUUAUAUAGUACCAAAUAAAUUUUAAAAGAAAUAAAUAAAUAGAAAAUUAAUAAACUCAACGCCCAAGCUUGCGAGCCAUCGUCCAGCGAUCAGAGAAAGAGAAAGAGAAGAGAAGAGAAAGAAACAGAAAUCUUGUAAGGAUGAUGUCAGGCAAUUACACUAGUAUUGAUAAUCAAAAGGUCUCGGGAUCCGUACCUUCUGUUCCAGAUCCAGGUCACAUCUCUGCCAAAUUCUCAGUUUUGUUAAUCUUCGUGUUUGUGAUGUGAUUGCUUGGCUAUGCGGUUGCAGAUUCGAAUCUGCAGAAUUUUCCUCCACCAAGUGCGCAUGGGAAAAUCUCCAGUGGAUCUCGCCUUCCUCGCGAUGCUGAUGUGGAGUUCUGAAGUGUUUGAUGAACCAAAUCAAAACACAGUGAGAAGUUGUGUAAUUACAAUGUCAAUUGAAGGAGGUAAUGAGCAGAUGUUUGCACUGGUGCAGAUACAUUUUCAAAACCUGUUUCUGGUACUGAUGAACCCCAGCAAAGUGGUUGGAUGCGGACAUUCACAAUUGCUGCGUAUAAACCAUAUUUUGAUGUAGACACUAUAGAUGUUUUAGAGAGAAUCAAAGAUUCACUUUUCCCUUUCAGAGGAACAUUUACUGAGAAAACUGCUGGCAACCCUGACUUGUAUGGACCAUUCUGGAUAUGCACUACUCUAAUCUUUGUGGCAGCUUCAAUUGGCACUUUCGUUACCUAUCUAGCACACAAGCUGAAGAAUAAAGAGUGGGAUUAUGACAUAAAUGUGGUGACUUGGUCUGCUGGUGUUUUUUAUGGCUAUGUCACCAUUGUGCCUCUUGGUUUGUAUGUGGUCCUUAAGUACUUUUCUGUACCAUCAGGCCUUGUCCAGCUGUUUUGUCUCUAUGGUUACUCCCUAUUCAUCUUCAUUCCAGCAUUGUGUCUCUCCAUUAUUCCCUUGGAAAUUUUCAGGUGGGUGAUUGCAGGUGUGGCAGGUUUUAUGUCAGCAAGCUUUGUGGCACUUAAUCUACGAGCUCAUAUCAUGUCAGCAGGUGAAAGGAAAAACAACAGAGCUCGGAAAGAAACGACUUUGAUAUCCAUCCGAGAACAGGAAGGUUGGAGAGAAGAGGAGGGAGAAAGAAGUGUGAGGGCAGAAGAAAGGGAAUCCGCUUUGGUAACAUUUGAAGAGGAAGAUUUAUCCCGAGCGUUUCUCUUUACGUUCUUUUAUUGGUUUCCAUUUAGGUUUGUUUUUUGGAACCUUUAUUAAUCUUUUUGGGCAGAGGAACGUUUUUUUAAUUUUGUGGUCAUUGUUAUGGCGCUGUAUCCCUACUUAUUGUCGGUUUAGCCUUUGAUGUUUUUUAAAAAUUUUUUUUUCUUUAUCCUCAUUUUAAACAUUGAUUGUUCUCUAGAGAGGGAUUGUUUUCUAGCGAUUGGAUUUUGGGAUUUGUAUAUUGUCUCUAGUUUGCUUGAUCAACGUUUGUUGGACUAAAUGUGGACCGGUGAUAAUCGGCGCUGGAGUUUUGUGUUUGGCUCCUUAAGGUGGCUCUCUGGGUAUAUGAGACAGAGAAUGCCAGGAGCUAGUUUGUUGUUCAGAAAUCCUGAUCAGCGAGACAUACAGUGAUCCUGUGAAAUCCUAUUUCUUCUUGCAUGGCUGUUUUUGGUGGUUUCUCU